Drosophila subobscura is the source of this 915-nucleotide messenger RNA. RefSeq names its product chymotrypsin-1-like. Lineage: Eukaryota; Metazoa; Arthropoda; Insecta; Diptera; Drosophilidae. The record is from RefSeq and is a predicted model, not a curated record. Bases 22 to 876 code for a protein of 284 amino acids. Gene Ontology annotation, biological process: proteolysis. Gene Ontology annotation, molecular function: serine-type endopeptidase activity. The transcript has 2 exons.
CGUUGGACAUUCCACUCCAGAAUGCCCAACAGUCACAGGUCUGUGUCGUUGCUGCUUGUUGUCCUGUGCUGUCUCCUGUCCUGUCAAGUUGUCGAAGCCCUGGACCGGCGGGUCAUCAAUGGCGAGGAUGCGGCGGCGGCGCAUUGUCUCCUGAAUCACCUGCCCUCCAUACUAGUGGGCGUCACGGAUCUGUCCAAGGAGUUCGAGGGAAAGCGCUACAACGCCGAGUACAUGAUUCCCCACUGCCGCUACGAUCCGAAUGUUCACGCCGACGACGUGGGCCUCAUCCGGACAGCCGAGGCCAUCCAGUACGGAGAGUUUGUAAAGCCCAUCACAAUCGAUUGGCGGCCAGUGCCGCCGGGCUCAAAGUUACUUACCACAGGCUGGGGCGCCAUCUCGUAUGUGGAGUUGUCAAAGGAAAGUUCGCCUGUCGAGGAGUAUCCCCAGAAACUGCAGAAGAUAAUUAUGACAGCCAUCUCGCUGGAGGAGUGCCAACAGUAUUACAGUUCGGAUGGGACUGAUGGGACAGACGGCGUGGACGUGGGCGGCCUCUGCGCCUUCUUCGCCGGCGGCACCUGCAGCGGCGACUCCGGCGGCCCCCUCGUCCUCAAGGAUAGGCUGGUGGGCGUGGUGAGCUAUGGUCUCGCCUGUGGCGAUAACAUACCCGAUGUCUUUGCCUCCAUGUGGAUGUACUACGACUUCAUUCAAACAAUCACCCGUGACUGUCUCUACCAGGAUUGCGUAUGCAGGGAAGCGAUGCUAUUUCCCCACGACAAGCUCUUCAGCGAAUCCAGUAAAGAAGAUUAUUUUCAGAGUGGCAAAACAACAUCAAAUUCAAAGCGGAAACCUGUAAACAGGAGGAGAGUUUUGGCAUAAAAGUCUCAAUGAGAAAUAAUUUAUGUAGUCGUUUCGGUA